AUGGAGGUAGCGCCCCUGUGCAUGAGCGGCGCCACCUACUUGAUAGCACGCACUCGGCGGCCAAUGGCCGGCAGGAUUCCGUCAACGGCGCCUGCUGUAGUCACUAUCCUGCUCGUGGCGUUCGUCGGCGCGCAAUUCGCGCCGAGAGCGGCGGCGCAAGAUGCUGAACCGUGCAUCGCAUCAACUAUUAAAGGGUACAACAUCGCGGUGCAGCUGGGCAGCAACUUUCUCCACUGGAUGACACCCAACUCAACCACACUCAACCUCCUCCUGGAGUCCACAUCACCUGGCUGGGCGGCAGUGGGGUGGUCAGCGGACGGUAGAAUGGCCGGCAGUGACGCAGUGGUGGGCAACACAGCCAAUCCGACCACUGUGCAAGCUUACACGCUUAGUUCUACCUUCCUAGGCGGUCAGAACCCGACCACUUCUUUUGAGCUUGGCAACACGUCUGUGACAGCCAACGGCGACUCGACUUAUAUCAAGUUUUCUCGCACGGAGGGCACAGGGGACGUGCCUGUGAAGCUGUCUGGCGCCUCUGCAAUCAUCUAUGCGUCCUCACCAGAUGGCUCCAAUACUCUAUUCUACCACGGCCCCUUGAGGGGAUCAGCGGUUGUUGAUUUCUCCUGCAAGUUCUUCUCCCACCCAGCCGUUGCUCUCGCUCCCAUCCAGCCGUAUCCUCUCCCUCACUACCGGCCGUCUCCAUCCACCCUGCCAUCUCCUCUCCCUUACCUCCCCGCCGUCGCCUCUCCCUCCUCCCCGCCAUCACCUCUCCUCCUCCCCGCCGUCGCCUCUCCUCCUCCCCGCCGUCGCCUCUCCUCCUCCCCGCCGUCGUCUCCUCUCCUCCUCCCCGCCGUCGCCUCUCCUCCUCCCCGCCGUCGCCUCUCCCUUACCUCCCCGCCGUCGCCUCUCCCUCCUCCCCGCCGUCGCCUCUCCCUCCUCCCCGCCAUCGCCUCUCCUCCUCCCCGCCGUCGCCUCUCCUCCUCCCCGCCGUCGCCUCUCCUCCUCCCCGUCGCCUUCUCUCCUCCUCCCCGCCGUCGCCUCUCCCUCUUCCCCGCCGUCGCCUCUCCCUUACCUCCCCGCCGUCGCCUCUCCCUCCUCCCCGCCGUCGCCUCUCCCUCCUCCCCGCCGUCGCCUCUCCUCCUCCCCGCCAUCGCCUCUCCUCCUCCCCGCCGUCGCCUCUCCUCCUCCCCGCCGUCGCCUCUCCUCCUCCCCGCCGUCGCCUCUCCUCCUCCCCGCCGUCGCCUCUCCCUCCCUCCCGCCGUCGCCUCUCCCUCCUCCCCGCCAUCGCCUCUCCCUCCUCCCUGGCGUCGCCUCUGGCGACACGUGCACGAGCGCAAGCGCGAGUUGGUGCGCGAGGGCGGGUCGGUGCGCGAGCUCGGGUGGGUGCGCGAGCGCUGUUUGGUGCGCGUGCGCGGGUUGGUGCCAGCGAGGGUUGUUUUUUGA
This is a messenger RNA of Closterium sp. Naga37s-1, 1443 nucleotides long. The record is from the annotation of a GenBank genome assembly. Lineage: Eukaryota; Viridiplantae; Streptophyta; Zygnematophyceae; Desmidiales; Closteriaceae.